This is a messenger RNA of Sardina pilchardus (European sardine), 3717 nucleotides long. Its product is annotated as ras-specific guanine nucleotide-releasing factor RalGPS1. Gene Ontology annotation, cellular component: plasma membrane. Lineage: Eukaryota; Metazoa; Chordata; Actinopteri; Clupeiformes; Clupeidae. The coding region runs from base 495 to 2237 and encodes 580 amino acids. Gene Ontology annotation, biological process: Ras protein signal transduction; positive regulation of GTPase activity. The transcript has 22 exons. Gene Ontology annotation, molecular function: guanyl-nucleotide exchange factor activity. The record is from RefSeq and is a predicted model, not a curated record.
ACGGGCCCCCUCUCUCCUGCUGUCGGCGGUAGAGGACCCGUACGACACCAAUCCACCAUUUCCAUGUUCCCCCGAGUCUCUUCAUGGAAAUGUGCGUUGCAAGGAAACGCGAUGCGCAUGGGAGGGAGUAAUAUCACGCUGGAUUGAUAGCGGUACGUGUCUCACGCAAGGUGCAUGACAGCGAAAGAGACAGUGCACUUGUCAAGCCGGAUUUUUAAAAAAUAUUUUGUGGCAGAACAUCGGUGAUUAUUUUUUUUUACAGUGUUGAAUUCUGCGGAUAGCCUAAAAUCGAGGAAUUUACACCGGCCUCCUAAGCUGCGGUCUCAUUAAGCCUCUCUUCCCUUGAUAGUCGGUCCUGGCCAAUGGAUGAGAUGCUGCUGUGUCCAGCCUCGCUCUGAGGGGGUCAGGGAUGUAAGAAAAGAUCCAAACACCAUGGGUGAUGAUGUGUGAGGGCUGAGAGCAUGUACAGGUGAUGAUGUGUGAGGGCUGAGAGCAUGUACAGGAGGAAUGGGCUCCCCGCCAGCGUCAGCAUCACCUCCGCCUCUCCAGACGACAGCAGCAGUUCUGAGUCUCUGGAUGGGCGGAGCCUGGACUCGUCUAAAAGUUAUGACGCUGUUGUGUUUGACGUGCUGAAAGUGACUCCUGAGGAGUUUGCCAGCCAGAUCACUCUGAUGGACGCCCCAGUGUUCAAGGCCAUCCAGCCAGAGGAGCUGGCCAGCUGUGGAUGGAAUAAGAAAGAGAAGCACAUCAUGUCUCCUAACGUGGUUGCCUUCACACGCAGAUUUAACCAGGUCAGCUUUUGGGUGGUGAGGGAGAUUCUGACCAUUCAGACGUUGAAGAUGCGAGCGGAAAUUCUCAGUCAUUUCAUCAAGAUUGCCAAGAAACUCCUGGAGCUGAAUAACCUGCAUUCUCUGGUUGCCGUGGUUUCGGCCCUUCAGAGUGCUCCCAUCUUCAGACUCAGCAAGACAUGGGCGCUGGUCAGUCGGAAGGACAAGGCCACGUUUGAGAAGCUGGACUUCCUGACAUCGAAGGAGGAAAACUACACGCGCAUGAGAGAGCACAUCAGAUCCCUAAAGAUGGCUCCCUGCACACCAUACUUAGGGAUCUACCUGUUUGAUAUGACCUACAUCGACUCGGCCUACCCAGCAUCCGAUAGCAUUAUGGAGACGGAGCAGAGGUCCAAUCAGAUGAACAACCUGCUGCGGGUCAUCUCCGACCUCCAGGUGUCCUGUAACUACGAGCACUUGCUGACCCUCCCGCACGUGCAGAAGUAUCUGAUGUCCGUGCACUACAUCGAGGAGCUGCAGAAGUUUGUGGAGGAUGACAACUACAAGCUCUCUCUGAAAAUCGAGCCUGGGAACAGCUCUCCACGCCUGGUGUCGUCUAAAGAAGACCUGGGAGGUCCCUCGGAGGUGAGUGCGUCCGUGCGGUUCUCCAGGCGCCCCACCUGCCCAGACACCUCAGUGGGGGCACGCCUGCCCACCCCGCCCCCAGCACGCCACCGCAAGAGCCACAGCCUGGGGAACAACAUCAGCCAGUUUGGAGUAUCGGAGAGCAAGAGUGCCAUCUUCCCAGCGGAGAAACCACGCCACCUGCUGGAUGACAGUUUCCUGGAGUCUCACAGUCCUGUCCGCAACCACACACACGACUCGGUCUUCACCAACGGGGUCUCGCUAGGGAGCAGGGACAGCUCCUUCAGUGAUGAGCUGACCUCUGGUAUGGAGAGAGGCCGCAUGUACGCCACCCUGGGCCCCAACUGGAGGGUUCCGGUCCGCACGUCUCCGCGGAGCCGAAGUUACAUUUACAGUAGGCCAUCUGGGGCUGUGUCCAGUUAUGAGUGCAGUGCUCUGUGCAGCGUCACCAUGGAGGGACCCCUGCGGCGCAAGACUCUGCUGAAGGGAGGACGCAAACCUACCCUUUCGUCCUGGACGCGGUACUGGGUUGCCCUGUCCGGCACCACGCUCGUCUACUUCGGAGCGAAAGCCCUGAGGGCCAGUGAGAGGAGACACUACAAGUCCACACCCUGUAAGAAGAUCACUCUGACCGGGUGGAUAGCUGUGCUCCCAGACGAUCCUGACCAUCCCAACAUUUUCCAGUUGAAUGACCCUGAUAAAGGAAAUGUUUACAAGUUCCAAACCGGGUCACGGUUCUCUGCCAUCAUCUGGCACAAGCACCUGGAGGAGGCCUGUCGGAGCAGCCGUCCUCAGGCCCCUGCCAACCUCAUGUCAUUUGAGUAGCUGCCAGAAGAGGGUGCUAUUGAGCAUGACACAUCAGCCUCCAUCAGCAGUAACAGCAGUGAUGAGGAGGAUCCACUCUGCGGUGGGUGGCCCUUGGGGCCUUGUAUUCUGGUGAGAGGUCCUGCCUUUGUUCUACAAAGCCAAGAGGACACUGGGACUCUGGACCCGAGGCUGAGGCAUCCCAGCUGGCCUUUCCCAGCUCCUGGACAUGGAGGAGUGCAGUGUGUCUCUCUCGCUGGGCAAGCUGGUGUGUGUGUGUGUGUGUGUGUGUGUGUGUGUGUGUGUGUGUGUGUGUGUGUGUGUGUGUGUGUGUGUGUGUGUGUGUGUGUGUGUGUGUGUGUGUGUGUGCGCGCGAGUGUGAGCAUGCCCAGUUGAUGUGCAUACUAGCAUACAGCCCUGGAGACUCCUGUGUACAUUACACACACACACACACACACACACACACACACACACUGCCACAUCAAGCAUGAUUGUAAAUAAACUGUACAUAUCAUUCCAAGUGUUGUUUAAUUUAAUAUUUCUUGUAAAACAAGUGCCAACUGAUGUGUUCAUGUUAUUCAGAUAUUCAUCUUAAAUAUUGAAUGGUUGUGUCUGCACACACACACACACACACACACACACACACACACAUUGUGGUGAUGUUUGCGCAAACACACACAGACUGAAUCAUCUUACCCAUUACCCAUUACUCUCUCUCUCUCUCUCUCUCUCUCUCUCUCUCUCUCACUCUCUCUCUCUCUCACACACACACACACACACAUCUGAUCUCACAUGACAAGAACACUGAAGCCACAUGUGUGUGUAAAUGACAGCAUCUGCUGGUUUAAGUGUGUGACUGAGACUGACUGUUUUCCAAUGUUUAGUAUUUGUGUCCUGGACUUGAUAGUAUUUAUGGUGGUCUAACUGUUGAUGAAGUUGUAGUGUAGUGUUCCUAUCAUAUCCAGUACUUUCUACACACACACACACACACACACACACACACACACACACACAGUAGCAUUGUGAAGUGUGAAAGUGUAAUGAGCCAUACAGAUGUGAAAGACUGAGUUUUGUAAUUGUAAAUAAAUCAUCAGCUUUUGUUCUUCAGAACUGUAAUACAGUAUGACCUCACAAGAGUGAGAAGUGUACCUGCACUCCACCUACACCAAGUAUUUACACAAAUAUCCUCCUGUACCCACACAGACACAGACACGCACGCGCACACACACACCCACGCCCACACACACACACACACACACACACACACAGGUUGGGACAGUUUGGUCACUGGUGCACUAUACAUAACUCCUGUAUGAAACCUGUAUGGCCCUGUAUGGUGUGUGUGUAAUCUCAAAAGUGUCGUUUGAAACUGGACCAGAGAUGGACUGCGGAACAGUCUGCCUGUGUGAUUUGGGUUUGUUUGUUUAUUUGUUUGUUUUUUAAUACCACAUGUGUCAUGAAUGCUGUAUUAUCUACCAUAAAUGGGUGACCUCACAUUUCA